Saccharomycodes ludwigii is the source of this 2934-nucleotide messenger RNA. It is a transcript of the gene RSC2, whose product is annotated as Rsc2p. The transcript has a single exon. The coding region runs from base 1 to 2934 and encodes 977 amino acids. Gene Ontology annotation, molecular function: protein binding; chromatin binding. Gene Ontology annotation, biological process: chromatin remodeling. The record is from RefSeq and is a predicted model, not a curated record. NCBI's taxonomy places the organism in Eukaryota, Fungi, Ascomycota, Saccharomycetes, Saccharomycodales, Saccharomycodaceae. Gene Ontology annotation, cellular component: RSC-type complex.
AUGUCAGAUCAUGCUACAAAAAUAUUAUUACGUAAACUAAAAAACACCUAUGAAUUACUAUUGAAUAUAAAAGAUGAAAAAGGAGGUGAUGUUUCAGGUACUUUUAAAAAUUUGCCCCCAAGGAGAGAUUUUGCAGAUUAUUAUGUUAUAAUUACUAAACCCAUGAGUUUGAGUAAGAUUAAAAAAAAGUUGCAUCAUUAUACUUUAGCACAAGAUUUUGUCACUGAUUUAGCUCAAAUUGUAUGGAAUGCAAAGACUUAUAAUUCUGAAGAUUCUUUAAUCUAUGAAUAUGCUAAUAUUUUUGAAGAUUUUGUUAAAAAGAAUUGUUUACCUAAAUUAAUUAAAAGUUAUCAGGUUAUUUACCCUGAUUUAGGCACUUUACCAGAUGAAAACAAUGAAACAAUUCUUGAAGAAGAAGAAGAAGAAGAAGAAAAAGAAGAAGAAGAAGAGAAGCAAGAAAACAAGAAAGAGGAAGAGGAAAAAGAGGAAGAAAAAGAGGAAGAAAAAGAGGAAGAAAAAGAGGAAGAAAAAGAAGCAGAAAAAGAGGAAGAAAAAGAAGCAGAAAAAGAGGAAGAAAAAGAGAAGGAAAAAGAAGAAGAAAAAGAAGAAGAAAAAGAAGAAGAAACAGAGGAAGAAGAAAAAGAGAAAGGAGGAAUGAAAGAAAAAGACACAGAAGAAAGCAAGGAGUCGGAAGAUAAACAACAACUAAAAGAUAAAAAUGAAAAAAAUACUGUUAUUACCAAACAUAAUACAACAUCUGCGAUAAACGGUUAUCCUAACAACAUCGCUGGAAGUGAUAAAAUUGAAGGAGUUAAUGAUAAGAAUAAUCAACAAAAUAACUUAAACAAUAAUGCUCUAGUCUCGCAGCAUAAUCCAAAUCCCAUUUCAACUACACCAAUCUCAUAUUCAUCUUCACAUUCACCACCACAGACAUUAACAGCCACGCAAGCAUCUUCUCCCGUUCAAAUAGCAGCUCCAUACAGUAUGCCCCAAGCAAAAAAUUAUACAAUGUCACCUACCCCAGUAUUUAAAGAAAAACACAUUGGACGCGGUAGACCCCCAAUCUUGGAUUUGCCUUUUGAACAACGUAUGAAAAAUGUUUUGAAAUACUUGAAGAAAGAAGUUAAUGGAUUUGGUGAAGGCAUUACCGAAAGUUUUGAUAGACUUCCUCCUAAGAAUGAAAGUCCGGAUUAUUACUCCAUUGUUAAGCACCCGAUUUGUUUAGAUGAUAUUAGAAAGCUAGUUAAAGCCAAAAAGUAUCAAAACAUUGACCAAUUUAAGAAUGAUGUUUUAUUAUGUAUUAAUAAUUUUAGAUUAUACAAUAGAACUGAUACCAUGUUUCUACGCAAAUCUCAGGAGUUUGAAGACAAGUUUAAUGUAUAUUUACAAGCUGAAUUAGCUAGACCAGAUAAAGAAUUUAGGUCGGAUGCUGAUUCCAAAAAAGUGUUAGAUCAUGUGGUUGUUAAUGGGAAAGUUUAUAAAACUGGAUCAUGGAUUUUGUUGCGUAAUCCCAAUGAUCCUAAUAAGCCUACAGUUGGCCAGGUUUACAUAAUAUGGCAGAAUAAAGACGGUAGCCAGUGGAUUAAGGCCUCUUGGUACCUACGACCAGAGCAAACUGUUCAUAGGGUUGACCGUUUAUUUUACAAAAAUGAAGUUUGUAAAUCAGGACAUUAUAGAAUUCACCCAGUUGAUGACAUUGUUGGUGAAUGCUAUGUUUGCCACUUUACUAGGUUUCAACGUGGUAAUCCGGAUGUUCAGGUUGAUGGACCAUUAUUUAUUUGCGAAUUUAGAUAUAAUGAAAGUGAUAAGAAUUUCAACAAAAUUAGAACUUGGAAAGCGUGUUUGCCGGAGGAAAUUCGUAAUAUUGACGAACCAACCAUUCUUGUUAGCGGGAGAAAAUUUUUCAAAUAUGAAUCACCAAUUAAACACUUAUUGCCUAAAAAUGCCACCUAUGAUGACCCUAUACCUGAGCCUACUAAGGGUUUACCAAAUGCUCCUCCCAUCGUUGGUGCGGUGUAUUUAAGAAAGCCCCUGAAAAAGGAUGAUCUAGGUGAAUAUUCUACAUCCGCCACAUGUCCACGUUACAUUAUCAGACCCAAUGAUCCGCCGGAAGAAGGUAAAUUAGAGCCGGAAACAGGCACUAUUAUUACCAACAGUUUUACAGCAAGCGCACUACCUAAGUCUAGUGGUAUAACUACUACCAGUAGGUUACCCACUUUAACACAGAAAAGAUCGCCUGAAGCGUUUGCUGACAGCCCUAGCAGCAGUACUCCUAUUACCAUGCAUCAACCUAAAAGGAUCACUUAUAGUCCUCCUAGCUCAACAUAUAAUCACAAUCCACAGUUCAUAAGUUCUUCUGCCGCUGUUUCAGCGGUUCCACGUAGCAAUGUAGUUCCUAAAAAAUCAACUAUGCAUAUCGAACAGCCAAAGAAGUAUUAUCAAACUUUCCAAAAACAACAAAAGCACAGUAGAAACCAAAUGAUAAAUGCAGGUAGAAGUAACAUUAGUACCUCUAACUCCACUUCUGCCAGCGGUAACAAUAUUAAUGAAGUUCACAACAAUAGCAAUGUCUUAGGAUUUCCUAAUGCCAGCCAUAUCAGACCAGAUCAUAUCCUAUUAAACACACCUUCUGCGUUUGUAUUACCUGUUUGUAUUACCAAAAACACAGAAGUUAUUCAAAGAACAGACAGAUUAAAUCAAAAUAGAUUACAAAAAUUAGGAUUAUUGAGUAACAAUAAUAACAUCAAUAAUAUGGACCAUAGAACCAAGGGCGAGAUUAUAUGGUUCAGAGGUACUGCUACACAUAUUUCUCAAAGGUUGUUAAAUUUAAAAGAUUACAAAGUUAGCAAGGUACAUGAAAGUGACUUUGGAUUAAAGCCAAGCGCUGAAUAUUUGGCUUAUAAAUUAAACAAAACUUUUGGAGAUAAAUCAUGA